AGCAUCUGAUUGGAUAGGAAACUUGUUGUUCGCCGGACCGCCUGGCACUUCAAUGUUGACAGCCGAGCCAGUCUCGCUAGAGAUUUUAUUGAAAAGGAAAAUUAAUGAAUGUUUCUCUGAUAUACAAUAGACUAAACUAUUUGGCAAUGCCGUUUAGUAACAGCCUAAAUUGCUGUAGGACUAGUCUAUCAUGGCGGCGCUAGGAGCGGAACGUGGCGAGGCGUCUAAAGUCGAAGAGAAGAUAAACACACAGAAGACGGCCGACUCAUGGAAACGUCAUAUCAUCCGCCAACUCAAACAUCGGGAUAAGUAUCAGAAGACGAUGUUUCAAGAUGUCAUACUGGCAUAUAUAAAUCUCCUGGAGAAGUCCAAUCAGAGAGCCCUCAUCACGAAAGGCAUCCUGGGAUCUGGUUCAAGGUACCCAGCCUCCUCCUCCAACGAUUCCUUGACGUCUCUGAUUUCCAAGAAUGAUGAUCUGAAGAAAACAACUGGGGAG
Molecule: messenger RNA, 496 nt
Organism: Salvelinus sp. IW2-2015
Lineage: Eukaryota; Metazoa; Chordata; Actinopteri; Salmoniformes; Salmonidae
Gene: atg16l2
Product: ATG16 autophagy related 16-like 2 (S. cerevisiae)
Source: RefSeq, a predicted model, not a curated record